UGAUUCAUUAAAAUGAACAGUCGCUCCAGAAGUUGAGUCACGCAAACCUCAUAAAACUAAAAGAAGUUAUUCGUGAAGACAACACAUUAUAUUUUGUAUUUGAAUACAUGAAAGAAAACUUAUAUCAAUUGAUAAAAGACAGAGAAAAACCAUUUGGAGAACCUAUUAUUAGGAAUAUUCUGUACCAAAUAUUACAGGGACUCUCUUUUAUGCACAAACACGGCUUUUUUCAUAGAGAUAUAAAGCCUGAGAAUCUGUUAUGUAUGGGUCCGGAGCUGAUCAAGAUUGCAGACUUCGGUUUGGCCCGAGAAAUACGUUCCCGACCUCCGUAUACAGACUAUGUGUCGACGCGUUGGUAUAGAGCGCCCGAAGUAUUGCUUCGGUCAACCAAUUAUAGCUCUCCAAUCGAUAUAUGGGCCGUCGGUUGCAUUAUGGCUGAGUUGUAUACAUUGCAGCCUCUCUUCCCCGGCAGGAGUGAAAUCGAUCAGAUAUUUCGAUGCAGUUCUGUGUUGGGCACUCCCGACAGGCGCGAUUGGGCGGAAGGCUAUCAGUUAGCGAAUGCCAUGAAUUUCCGAUUCCCUCAAUUCAGUCCAAUGCCUUUGGACUCAAUUGUGUCCAACAGUCACGCCGACGGUAUUGUCCUCUUAGAAGAUAUGCUUCGUUGGAAUCCAUCCCGUCGUCCAAAUGCAGUCCAGUCUCUCAAAUACAACUAUUUUAAAGUAAACCAAAAACUG
Molecule: messenger RNA, 734 nt
Organism: Medioppia subpectinata
Lineage: Eukaryota; Metazoa; Arthropoda; Arachnida; Sarcoptiformes; Oppiidae
Source: the annotation of a GenBank genome assembly